Cladophialophora carrionii CBS 160.54 is the source of this 1044-nucleotide messenger RNA. RefSeq lists its product as uncharacterized. The coding region runs from base 1 to 1044 and encodes 347 amino acids. The record is from RefSeq and is a predicted model, not a curated record. The transcript has 2 exons. Lineage: Eukaryota; Fungi; Ascomycota; Eurotiomycetes; Chaetothyriales; Herpotrichiellaceae.
AUGGCUCCCAACAAGCACAAGAACAGAAUGGAAGCCUCAGCGCCUGCUGGCUUAGACCGGUCAAACCCAGCUGCUCCCAACAAGGCCACAGAUCUCAGCCAGUCUGAGGAGCAGACUGAUAACGAUGAUAUCAAGUCUGCCACUGUCGGGCACUCCACGUCUAACAUGUCCACGACCACCGACAUGGCAAAGCUAAAUAUAAGCGAAAACGAACCGGGGUCCGUGGCAGAAGAUCCGCUGAGCAGACCAACCAACUCUGGUGAACACGGUCUAGAAUCAGCCAGUCGCUUGCCCACCCGACCAGCAGAAGCCUCAUGGGAUCGGAAGAGAAACGCCUUCGAAGACCCCGACUCCACUCGCAUCCCCAGAGAAGACAUUCUCGCCAUUUACCCAACCGAAAAAGCCUGGCGCACCGUGUACACGGGCGCGCUAUCGAACAACGCCUUCGCCCGGAAAAUCCUCAUGACGUACAUCCUCUUCCACUCCGCCGUGAAGAACAACGAGAUCCACGACGUCCUCAGCCGUGGCAAGCAGCUCCUGACAGGACAGUGGCCGUACACCGCCGUGCCACCCGAAGUCAAGCAGAAUUACUUCGACUGGCUGCAUUGGCUGGCGUGUCUGGACGAAACGAUCCCCAACGCCCUCAAACACCACAAGUGGAUGAUCCUCCUCGAGCGAGAGUACGAGGCCGCCGAGCCGGUGUGGAUCCGUUUCUGGGACCUGAACCGCGAACUCGACCAGGCUGGACCGCGGUGCGAGCUGCGGGAGGAGAUGGAUGAUGUUGAAAUCAAGAUGGCGGCACAUAAUCGCAAACGACAUUUCUUGCAAAGAGCCAUAAUUGCCGGGAAACAGUGGGUGCUGAGGACAUACAUGCCACCGCCCAUGUGGGUUGACUGGAGUCAAGUGAUUCAAGAUAUUCUUGCUGCUAGGUUGCAGGAUGGCAUGGACGAUCGGUUUCGUGGCGGUGAGGUGCAAGUGGGAUACGUGAGCGGGCAUAUUUCCGACCCGGAAGCAACAGAGACCGAAGAAGAAUUUGAGUUGUAG